Molecule: messenger RNA, 1310 nt
Organism: Polistes dominula (European paper wasp)
Lineage: Eukaryota; Metazoa; Arthropoda; Insecta; Hymenoptera; Vespidae
Product: regucalcin
Biological process (GO): L-ascorbic acid biosynthetic process
Molecular function (GO): gluconolactonase activity; enzyme regulator activity; calcium ion binding
Source: RefSeq, a predicted model, not a curated record
CACGACCAUCAACAAGCUCGUAGUCCUUGAUCACUUUCUCAAGUUAUUGUUACAUCGAAAACAUCAAUUCUUGAUCAUUAUGUUCAACAAUUUUCUUUAUCUUUUUUUAAAUCUAAUUUUGAUUUCUUCAACUUUUGCACGUCAUUCACAUCAUACACAUCAUCGCAAAAAUGUACCUGUAAUUACUGAAAAUACCCCCGGGUUUACAAUUAAAGCGGUAACUAAACCAUUUGGACUUUCCGAAGGGCCUCAUUGGGAUCAUGGAUCUCAAAAAUUAUUCUUUGUUGAUAUUAUGAACCAAUUAUUAUGCAGAUUAGAUCCUAUUACCGGUUCUGUUACACAUACAUACAUAGCAAAUGGUCCAGUUGGAGUAGCCAUACCCGUUGAGGAUGAUGCUAAUAAAUUUGUAGCGGGUGCUGGUCUUGAUUUUAUUUCAAUUUCAUGGGAUUCGGAAUUUAAUUUAACUUCAUCUUCUACUAAAGUUUUGUCUGUCGUUGAUAAAGAACACAAAGGCAAUAGAUGGAAUGAUGGCAAAGUUGACUCAUCUGGACGUUUUUGGGGCGGUACCAUGGGUCCAGAAGUAAAUGGUGAGGUUGAACCCAAUCAAGGAUCAUUCUAUCGUAUUGGAAAAGAUUUUGUUCCUCGCGUUGAAAUAUCACCUGUUUCUAUAAGCAACGGAUUAGCAUGGAACAAAGAAGAUGAUACAUUUUAUUAUAUCGAUUCACCUCUUCGUAAAAUAGCUGCAUACGAUUACGAACCCAUUUCUGGAACUAUAUCUAAUAGAAGAAUUGUAUUUGAUUUGGAACAAAAUAACAUUACCGAAGGGGUUCCAGAUGGUAUGACUAUAGACACAGAUGGUAAUCUUUGGAUAGCAGUUUUUAAUGGUUCUUCUGUGCUUAAUGUGAACCCAAAAACUGGAAAAUUAAUACGUAUAAUCAGACUUCCAGCUAAAAGAGUAACAAGUGUUGCAUUUGGAGGACCCAACUUACAAAGUUUGUAUGUUACCACAUCAAGUUAUGGAUUAUCAGAGGAAGAGAAAAAACAACAACCUAAAGCUGGUUCUGUAUUUGAAGUAACAGGUUUAGGAGUCAAUGGAUUAUUGGCUAAUUCAUUUCAAUUGUAAACACAUGUUAAUAUAAAUAUGUAUUUUUCUAAGUAAAUCUUUUAUGAAAUAAUAUUGCAUAUAUAUAUAUAUAUAUAUUCCAAUGAUAUACUGUGUUUAAAUAACUUUCAACUAAUUAUUAUGUAUCAAUGUAUAUUUGUGGUAAAGUUUUAUGUCAUUUCAAAAAUAUAUUUGUUUUUCCAAGGUU